AUGACCAGAGGUCAUGAGAGUCUUCUUGAUGGCUGGCGCCUGUCCCGCUUCAGGCAUAUUGGAGGGCUUAUUCUGGACAAGACUGUGUCAGAUCCAAACUUGAUUGGAAUUGUAGUUUAUGCACCGGUAAUAAAUGGUGUGGGCGGGAACCUGGUGUCCGUACAAGCUAGUCGAAUUUCAACUCAUCUGCAUUUGAAUUGUUCUCCUGGAGAGCUCCCUGUGGGCUCCAGAAGUUGUUUCAACCCCUUUCAAACCUUCUUUGGCUCAGGUGCACACCACCGAUCUGCUCAGGUUCUGCUCCUUUUGGUUCUUCCUGGUCAGCUGAUUUUUGUACACAUUAUUCAUGUGAUAAAAGGAGGCCUAACGCUGCCCAGUCUUCUUUUCACUGUAUUAUUCCUAUCUGCUUCUUUGACACAGGUCUUCUUGCUGCUUAUUGUUGCUGACUGUCUGGUCCACUGUCUGUGGAGGAGGGGCAAAGACCCAGACAGUUACUCCAUACCCUACCUCACAGCCCUGGGAGAUCUUCUGGGAACAGCUCUCCUCUCACUUGCUUUUCUCUUGCUGUGGUGUAUUGGAAACUCAUGAAGUGUAUGGAUUAAAGACAAUAACCAAACAAUGAGAAGCCCAGGCAAAGACAUAGAACAGCAAAAUCUUCUUAAAACUCAUUGAGGUGAGAAGGAGAAAACAAAGUGUCAGAAAAAUGGUUAGCAGAUGUACUGCAAAGAGAAUGUUUAUUGUUGGGCUAAGAUCUAAACCUAACCCUAACAGCAAAAAUAGGUUUUAAUUUAUUCUUGAAGAAAGUUUGAUACAUACUUGUCUCUAACUUCUCUGUACCUUUAGGUGAUAAUCUAUAUUGAACAUUAAACAUUAGUAUUUAAAAUACUAAUAACACUAAUAAGGGAUUUACAGAAGAGCAUUGAUGCUUGCGUUGCUUAACAACCUUCAAGUCCCAAGAUGAAUAAAGGCCUGAGGCCUGGGGCUUUUAUUAUGGGGGUGCAACUACGUACCAGCAGAAAUGCUCUUUCCGGGCGUGCCGUGGUGGCGUAGCGGUUAGAGCGACCCGUAUUUGGAGGCCUUGAGUCCUCGACGCGGCCGUCGCGGGUUCGACUCCCGGACCCGACGA
Molecule: messenger RNA, 1123 nt
Organism: Xiphophorus hellerii (green swordtail)
Lineage: Eukaryota; Metazoa; Chordata; Actinopteri; Cyprinodontiformes; Poeciliidae
Product: solute carrier family 41 member 2-like
Exons: 5
Coding region: 1-585 (194 amino acids)
Biological process (GO): monoatomic cation transport
Cellular component (GO): plasma membrane
Molecular function (GO): monoatomic cation transmembrane transporter activity
Source: RefSeq, a predicted model, not a curated record